GUUGGAGAGUGAGGCUUCGUGAGCAGUUCCGGGUUCUCUCCGAAUCUUUGGCUGGCUGUAUUUUAAAUAGCGAGCUCGCUAGAUUUUAACGGCAGUUGGGGCGUCCUUCUCCGGAUUCUUUGAACCAUGGCGCUUCUCAUGGAGCACCAAUUCAAACAGCUCCCUGCAGAUAAGCAUGUUGAGACCAGACCCUUUCUGGAUUCGGUGUCGUACCUUCCGCCAUUCUUUGACUGCCUGGGCUCCACGAUCUUCGCUCCGGUCAAAGCGGACAUUGCUGGAAACAUCACCAAAAUCAAAGCGGUGUAUGACAGCAACCCCACCCGGUUCAAGACCCUGCAGCAGAUUCUCGACGCGGAGAAGGAGAUGUACGGGUCGGAGUGGCCCAAAGUGGGGGCCACCCUGGCGCUGAUGUGGCUGAAAAGGGGGCUGAAAUUCAUCCAGGUCCUGCUGCAGAGCCUUGUGGACGGCGAGCGGGACGACACCAACCCCGACCUCAUCCGCGUCAACAUCACCCGCGCCUAUGAGCUCGCUCUGAAGAAGUACCACGGCUGGCUGGUCCAAAAGCUCUUCAAGGCGGCGCUGUACGCGGCUCCUUACAAAGCGGACUUCCUGAAGGCCCUGGCCAAAGGGCGGGAGGUUCGGGAGGAGGAGUGCCUGGAGAAGAUCCGGCAGUUUCUGGUCAAUUACACGGUCACGGUGGACGCCAUCUACGAAAUGUACUUUAAAAUGAACGCUGAGCUGGAAUACACCGUGUGACCCCUGACCCCCCCACCCCCCCACCCGGUCCUCUCAGCCUGUUCCACUGUGUGACCAAAGCCUUCAGCCCCCACCCCCUUCCUUUAUUAUUAUUUUUUUGGGGGGGGCUUUUAGUUCCUGUCCUGCGGUUUGCCUCAGGUUCUGUGCCUUUGCACUUUUCGGGGGGCAGUCCGUGACCCGGUUCCGGUCUGUCGGAACGGAUGACCUGCCUUUCGGUCUUCUUUUAUGGUUUUCACUGGAGUGCCUUGGCUUGAACCUGCUAAAGCAGUCUUCUCAGUAAAGGGUUUGUGCUUUAGCCCAGCGCUAACACGACUGAUUCUACUUAUGGAGGUCCUGAGGACCGUGAUUCUGCCGUGAGACUGCUCGAGCGUAGCUGAAUGAGGCGUCGAGACGGAAGCGCUGCGGUGUUCACACCCCCCUGUGAUAAAGAGAUGGGUGUGUGUUCUGAAUGCCCUGCCUAAGCCCUACUGCAGGCUGUCCUUGUUGACGUGCACAUUCACUCUAGGCCCACCCUAUUGCUGGGGUUUACGCAGUUCAGGGUGCUUUUAACCUAAAGGGCUGGAUGAAACAGCAACCGAAAUAUUAUGGGGUUUUAAAAAAAAAAAAAAAUAU
Molecule: messenger RNA, 1368 nt
Organism: Conger conger (European conger)
Lineage: Eukaryota; Metazoa; Chordata; Actinopteri; Anguilliformes; Congridae
Gene: gltpa
Product: glycolipid transfer protein a
Exons: 5
Coding region: 127-756 (209 amino acids)
Biological process (GO): intermembrane lipid transfer; ceramide transport
Cellular component (GO): cytoplasm; cytosol; membrane
Molecular function (GO): ceramide 1-phosphate transfer activity; ceramide 1-phosphate binding
Source: RefSeq, a predicted model, not a curated record